This is a messenger RNA of Schistocerca piceifrons (Central American locust), 3168 nucleotides long. RefSeq names its product plasma membrane calcium-transporting ATPase 2-like. Bases 1 to 3168 code for a protein of 1055 amino acids. Gene Ontology annotation, molecular function: ATP binding; ATP hydrolysis activity; P-type calcium transporter activity. Gene Ontology annotation, biological process: regulation of cytosolic calcium ion concentration; calcium ion transmembrane transport. Gene Ontology annotation, cellular component: membrane; intracellular membrane-bounded organelle. NCBI's taxonomy places the organism in Eukaryota, Metazoa, Arthropoda, Insecta, Orthoptera, Acrididae. The record is from RefSeq and is a predicted model, not a curated record. The transcript has 18 exons.
AUGUCUAUAAGUGAGGAGCAGCGCCCACGGUAUGGAAUCACAAUCCAGGAGCUGCAACACCUUUCGGAGCUGCAAGGGUACGCGGCCGUCGCAGAAAUUGAGAAGUUUGGAGGAAUCGGAGGGCUGUGCAGGCUGCUGCGAACAUCCCCCACUAGAGGUCUCAGUGGGAUACGAGCAGAUUUGGAGAACAGAAGGAAGGUAUUUGGUUCCAAUAUGGUACCGCCGAAACCGCCAAAAACAUUUCUUCACCUCAUAUGGGAAGCUCUCCAAGAUGUCACCCUCAUUGUUUUAGAAAUUGCUGCUUUGGUGUCGUUGGGUCUUUCAUUUUAUCCUUAUAAGGAAAGACUUGUGGGUAAAGCAGAGGAAGCUGGUGUCACAAUCGAUAAGGAUAAGUCUCAUGGAUGGAUAGAGGGCUUGGCCAUCCUUCUGUCUGUGACAGUGGUUGUACUUGUGACAGCAGUCAAUGAUUAUACAAAGGAAAAGCAGUUUCGUAGCCUGCAAAAGAAGAUUGAAAUUGAACACAGGUACACUGUGCUAAGAGCUGGUAACAUCCACCUGAUUCCUGUACGUGAUAUAGUUGUGGGUGACAUAUGCCAGGUUAAGUAUGGUGAUCUCCUUCCAGCAGAUGGUAUUCUGAUACAGAGCAAUGACUUGAAAGUGGAUGAGUCUUCUCUGACUGGUGAAUCGGAGCUUGUUAGGAAGGAAGUGCUGGUUAAGCCUAUUCUGUUAUCAGGAACUCAUGUGAUGGAAGGCAGUGGUAGGAUGUUGGUAACUGCUGUUGGAGUGAAUUCUCAGGCUGGAAUAAUUGUCAAAUUACUGGGAGCUGCUGCAGAUGAAGAAGUUGUGCAGGGAAAGAACAAGAAGAAGAAGAAGGAGGAGGAAGAAGAGGAGGGGGAGGAAAGUAAAAAAUCAGAAGAAGCCGGUAAAGAUGUUCCAUCAGCAUCAGUUUCAACAAUGGGCAGGUUCCGAGGUUACACUGGCUCUCAAGAAGAAGGACGUCCAUUGACAUCGAAGAAACAGAAGUCUGUACUGCAGGCCAAACUGACAAGACUUGCUGUACAGAUAGGAUAUGCAGGCUCAUUCGUUUCUGCAAUGAUAGUGAUUAUACUGGUCAUGCAGUUCUGUAUCAGAACGUACGUCAUGGAAAAAGAGCAGUGGAAGCCUUCACAUGCCAACGAAUUUGUGCGACACUUCAUCAUUGGCGUUACAGUGCUGGUAGUGGCUGUGCCUGAAGGUCUGCCACUGGCUGUAACUCUGGCUCUGGCUUAUUCAGUUAAGAAAAUGAUGUAUGACAACAACUUAGUGAGGCAUCUAGAUGCAUGUGAAACAAUGGGAAAUGCAACUGCAAUUUGCUCUGACAAAACUGGAACUCUCACCACCAACAGGAUGACUGUGGUGCAGUCAUUUGCAUGUUCAAUACUUAGAACAAAGGUGCCACCAUUCUCAGAUAUUCCAGCACCUGUUGGCGAUCUGAUUGUUGGAGCUGUAGCAGUUAACACUGCCUACACAUCGAGUGUGCUGCCAGCAGAUAGCCGUGGAGGUCUCCCAAAACAAUUUGGUAACAAGACAGAGUGUGCACUUCUGGGAUUUGUGCUGAGCAUGGGAAAAGACUAUGAGGCUGUAAGAGCUGACAUGCCAGAAGAAAGUUUCACCAGGGUGUACACGUUUAACUCCAUACGCAAGUCUAUGAGUACAGUCAUACCGAUUGCAGGCAGUGGCUACAGACUCUUCUCGAAAGGUGCUGCAGAAGUCAUGCUCAAUAAAUGUUCCUUUAUUUAUGGCCGCAAUGGUAAACUGGAUGUUUUUACGCAUGAAAUGCAACAAAAUGUGAUUCGACUCAUUAUCGAACCAAUGGCACGUGAUGGCCUGCGUACAAUAGCUCUAGCAUACAAGGACUUUGUGCGGACGAGUGCUGCAAAGAAUGACGUAUAUAUAGACAGUGAGCCAAAUUGGGAUGACGAGGACUAUAUUGUCAGUGAUUUGACGUGUCUUUGUAUUGUUGGCAUUCAGGAUCCUGUUAGAGCUGAGGUUCCAGAAGCCAUACAGCAAUGUCAACGGGCAGGGAUCACAGUCCGUAUGAUAACAGGUGACAAUAUACACACUGCGAGAGCCAUAGCAAUGAAGUGUGGCAUCAUUCAUCCUGACAGUACAUAUCUCGUCAUGGAAGGGAGUGAAUUUGACAGGCGAAUAAGGGACAGCAGUGGAAAAGUCAGCCAACAGCUGCUGGACCUCGUGUGGCCCAAUCUCAGGGUACUAGCACGAUCUUCACCAAAAGACAAAUACACACUGGUUAAAGGUAUGAUUGAGAGCAAGCUAUUUCCAAACAGGGAAAUAGUUGCUGUCACCGGAGAUGGAACCAAUGAUGGUCCAGCUCUGAAGAUUGCUGAUGUCGGGUUUGCUAUGGGGAUUGCAGGAACAGAUGUUGCCAAGGAAGCUUCUGAUAUCAUUCUGACAGACGACAACUUCAGAAGCAUUGUGAAGGCCGUAAUGUGGGGGCGGAACGUUUACGACAGCAUCGCCAAGUUCCUGCAGUUCCAGCUCACUAUAAACAUUGUCGCUGUUGUUCUGGCCUUCACUGGUGCCUGCGUCAUUCAAGCAAGCCCUCUCAAGGCCGUGCAGAUGCUGUGGGUCAAUCUGAUCAUGGACACAUUAGCGUCACUGGCACUCGCCACAGAUAUUCCCACUGUGGAGCUCCUCAAAAGGAAGCCUUACGGGCGCACGAAGCCUCUCAUUUCCCGACGUAUGAUGAAACAGAUUGAAUCCCAAGUGGUGUACCAGCUUUCAGUAACUCUUGCACUCCUUUUUGUAGGAGAUAAGCUGCUGGAUAUCCCAUCAGGCACAGGGAGUCAUGAACCCACUGAGCAUUUUACAAUAAUAUUCAAUACAUUUGUAAUGAUGGCUCUGUUCAAUGAAAUAAAUUCCCGAAAAAUCCAUGGUCAGAUGAAUGUAUUUUCUGGAAUGCUUCAAAAUAAAAUUUUCUGUGGCAUCUGGAUUUCAACAUUCAUAGCUCAAGUUGCGAUUGUCCAUUAUGGCUCGGUAGCAUUUUCGACAGUCCCUCUGUCACUCGACCAGUGGAUGUGGUGUUUGUUCUUUGGUAUUGGGGCGUUAGUAUGGAGAGCACUGAUAAACCCAAUACCUACAAGGAUAACAGCAAUGACACUACUGUAA